Molecule: messenger RNA, 990 nt
Organism: Micromonas commoda
Lineage: Eukaryota; Viridiplantae; Chlorophyta; Mamiellophyceae; Mamiellales; Mamiellaceae
Exons: 2
Coding region: 1-990 (329 amino acids)
Source: RefSeq, a predicted model, not a curated record
AUGGCCUUCGACUGGGAUGACGACGACGACAGGACUUGCUUCAAGAACGUUUCGCUCGGCGGAUUAGUGACGGCGAUCCUCGUCGUCGGCGCCUCCCUGCUAGGAACUUCGUUGAAAAGGCUUGAAUCGACCGAGUACGGCCUCGCGUACGACUGGCACUCCAAGACACUUGCAGACGAGGCCUUGUCGGGCGGCCUUCACCUGGGUCCCCCCGGCUUCAUUUUCAUCAAGUUCCCCAGCACCCAGAUCAGCGCCGAUAUCAACGAUGCCACGUGCGUUUCGAAGGACGGCCUCAGGGUCAAGUUCGGCGUCUCCUUCCAGUACCAGCUUCCCAUGGAGUGGGUGAAGCCCGUGGUGGUCAAGUACAGGAACAUGGACAAAUGGGGGGGCAUCGUCUACGCCGCCGGGAUGUCCGCCGUGCAGCACUCGUGCUCGAAGUACGACAUCUCAAACUUUCAGAAUAAGCGCGGCAUCAUCCAGAGCGAGAUGGAGUCGAAGCUCAGAAUCAAGCUCGAGGGCCCCAACGGCGACGGCGCGGGCGGCGUGUACGCCAGAGCGAUCUCCCUGCAGCUCACCAACGUUGAGCUCCCGGAGGAAUACCGCGAGGCUGUGUCCGAGAAGCAGCAGGCUGACGAGGACAUCGAGUUGGCAAAGAACCAGCGCACACAGGAGACCACCAAGGCAAACACCGAGCUGCUCGCCGCCAAGGAGGAGGCGAAGAAGAUCAAUAACACGGCCACGAACGAGGCGGAGGUGAUCACCAUCGAGGCCACCGAGAAGGCGGCUGAGACGAAGUACGCGUUUGAGAUCGAGGCGGCUCUCUACAAGAAAAUCAAGACCGACAACUUUGCCAAAUUCGAAAGCAUCUUACAGUACAUGGCGAACAGGCUGUUUGAAGAGAACGAACGUCCCGUCAACGCAAUGAUGUCCUCGCCGGUGUACAUUCCUUCCCAGACGGUGAAUAUCGGCGAGAUGACCUACCAGUUGUAA